This is a messenger RNA of Episyrphus balteatus (marmalade hoverfly), 651 nucleotides long. RefSeq lists its product as uncharacterized. The transcript has a single exon. The record is from RefSeq and is a predicted model, not a curated record. Bases 1 to 651 code for a protein of 216 amino acids. NCBI's taxonomy places the organism in Eukaryota, Metazoa, Arthropoda, Insecta, Diptera, Syrphidae.
AUGUUUGGGCAUGGACAAAGAAAUUGUCACAUUAAAACUUUUUGUGCUAACUGCGCCGGCCCACACAAUACCUCUGAAUGCGAUAAUGCUACUGUCUCUAAAUGCGCAAACUGCAAUGGAAAUCAUAAGUCUACCGACACAACGUGUAUUAGUAGAACUAGAUACCUACAAAUUAGAGAAAAAUCAGCUGGAAGAAGACCAACUCAGCAUCACCAACAAAUGCUCCAUCUCCCUUCAUUACAAGCACAGCCUCCUCCUUCUUUGAAUUCUGUGCAAAAACCGGUUUCUUAUGGUUCGAUGAAUGUUUUUCCUUCGCUUCCACUGCCACGUAGGCGACAGGUCAUUGCAUCAAAUAAAAGCUUACCGAAUUCAAAUUCCCAUAUACCAAAUUCGGGUUUGACAAAUAAUGUAUGGGAUGAUAGCACUCAUGUUGUACCCAACAACAACAAUGCAACCACCACUAGCAAUGUAGCUAACAACAACAACAAUGUGGGCGUUGGCAACUCUACACUAUUUUCCAUGGAAGAACUCAACUCGCUCUGUAUGGAGAUGAUUACAAGUUUAUCUGUUUGUAAAACAAAAUUAGAUCAAUUUAAUGCGAUCGCACGUUUAGCUACUAAGUUUUUGUACUCAAAUCCUAAUGUUAAGUAA